Molecule: messenger RNA, 2588 nt
Organism: Musa acuminata subsp. malaccensis (wild Malaysian banana)
Lineage: Eukaryota; Viridiplantae; Streptophyta; Magnoliopsida; Zingiberales; Musaceae
Product: isoamylase SU1, chloroplastic
Biological process (GO): carbohydrate metabolic process
Molecular function (GO): hydrolase activity, hydrolyzing O-glycosyl compounds
Source: RefSeq, a predicted model, not a curated record
GAAACCGACUGCACAAUAUACUCACCGCACUCCGCUCGCGGAAUCCCUGAUAGCCGAAACCUAAGCGCGUCCUCUCGGCCUCGAUUCCUACCCCAUUGCCUCCUCUCCGUCGAAUCUCUGCGCACGUCGAUUCCUUCGCUGCUAGGGCGGAUGGACGUGUCCAGGACCACUUCAAGGUUCAGUUUCGCGUCCAAUUGCGGUCUCUUUCCGGUGAAAUGCGGGAAUCUCCGUAGGUAUGCGAGAGGAGGGGGUGACCUCGUCGGCAAUUCGGUCACCUUGAGGGUUUCUGGGGGUUCAAGAAGGGUGAAGUCUUUGGUCAGCAAUGCGAGUGCUCGUGGGGGUGACGAGGUGGAGACCGUGGUCAUCGAGAGGCCGGGCCUUGCUCCAUUCCAAGUGCUCGCCGGGAGCCCCGCGCCACUUGGUGCCACGGCUUGCGAUGGCGGUGUCAAUUUCGCAAUUUACUCCAGCGGCGCCACGGCCGCGGCGCUGUGCCUUUUCACGCUCUCUGAUCUGACAGCUAACAGAGUGACAGAGGAGGUUGUCCUUGAUCCUUUGAUUAACAGGACUGGGAAUGUUUGGCAUGUUUUUCUUCAAGGGGAACUUGACGAUAUGGUGUAUGGGUACAAGUUUGAUGGGAAGCUUUCUCCUCGGGAAGGACACUACUUUGAUUAUUCCCGAAUCUUGUUGGAUCCAUAUGCUAAGGCAGUAAUAAGCAGAGGAGAAUAUGGUGUCCUAGGACCUGGAGGUGAAUGUUGGCCCCAGAUGGCAGGCAUGAUACCAGUUUCUAAUGAGGAAUUCGAUUGGGAGGGAGAUUUACCUCUGCAGUACCCUCAAAAGGACCUUAUAAUUUAUGAGAUGCAUGUGCGCGGCUUUACAAAGCAUGACUCUAGUGAGAUCGAUUCACCUGGAACCUACAUUAGCGCAAUAAAAAAAUUGGACCAUUUGAAGGAAUUGGGAAUCAACUGUAUAGAGUUAAUGCCAUGUCAUGAGUUCAACGAGCUGGAGUACUUCAGCUACAAUUCUGUUCUUGGCGAGAAUAAGCUGAACUUCUGGGGUUACUCUACUGUCAGCUACUUUUCACCCAUGAUAAGAUAUUCAUCAGCUGGUUUGGCUAACUGUGGCCGUGAUGCAAUAAAUGAAUUCAAGACUCUCAUUAGAGAAGCUCAUAAGCGAGGAAUUGAAGUACUUUUGGACGUUGUUUUCAAUCAUACAGCUGAAGGGAAUGAGAAUGGUCCUAUGAUUUCAUUUAGGGGCAUUGAUAACAGCACAUAUUAUAUGCUUGCACCAAAGGGUGAGUUUUACAACUAUUCAGGUUGUGGUAACACCUUCAACUGUAAUCACCCGGUGGUUCGUCAAUUUAUAGUUGACUGUUUAAGAUAUUGGGUUACAGAAAUGCAUGUUGAUGGAUUUCGCUUUGAUCUUGCGUCUAUUAUGACCAGGAGUUGCAGCCUAUGGGAUCCUGUGAAUGUAUAUGGAAAUCCCAUAGAAGGUGAUAUGGUGACAACUGGAACUCCUGUUGGUGGUCCUCCAGUUAUUGAAAUGAUCAGCAAUGAUCCAAUUCUUUGCAAAGUCAAGUUGAUUGCUGAAGCAUGGGAUGCUGGAGGCCUUUACCAAGUUGGUAGCUUUCCACACUCGGGUAUUUGGUCUGAGUGGAAUGGACAGUAUCGUGACAUAGUGAGGCAAUUCAUCAAGGGUACCGAUGGAUUUGCUGGAGCUUUUGCGCAGUGUCUUUGUGGUAGCCCAAAUCUAUACCAGGAUGGAGGAAGAAAACCGUGGCAUAGCAUCAACUUCAUCUGUGCACAUGAUGGAUUUACUUUAGCUGAUCUGGUUACAUACAAUAACAAGUCCAACUUGUCAAAUGGUGAAGAUAACAGAGAUGGGGAGAAUCAUAAUCUUAGCUGGAACUGUGGAGAGGAGGGGGAGUUUGCAAGCAUAACCGUAAGAAGAUUAAGAAAAAGACAAAUGCGGAAUUUUUUCCUUUGCCUCAUGGUUUCCCAAGGAGUGCCAAUGAUUUACAUGGGCGAUGAAUAUGGCCAUACAAAAGGAGGAAACAACAACACAUACUGCCAUGAUAAUUAUUUCAACUAUUUCCGUUGGGAUAGGAAGGAGGAAUCCUCAUCUGAUUUCUACCGUUUCUGUCGACUCAUGAUCAAGUUCCGCUACGAAUGUGAAUCCCUUGGCCUGGAUGAAUUCCCAACAGCGGAGCGACUCCAAUGGCACGGCCACCAGCCCAAGACUCCCGACUGGUCCGAAACCAGCAGAUUUGUCGCAUUUACCAUGAGUGAUUCAUUGAAGGGAGAGAUCUAUGUGGCCUUCAACACAAGCCAUCUGCCGGUGACAGUCACACUACCAGAACGCUCGGGCUAUCGAUGGGAGCCGCUGGUGGACACGAGUAAGCCUGUGCCCUACGACUUCCUCUCCGAUGAUGUCCCUGACAGAGCCACGGCUGUCAAACUGUACUCCCAUUUCCUGGACGCCAACCUGUACCCCAUGCUUAGCUACUCCUCUGUUAUAUUAAUACUCCAACCCGAUGCUUGAACAUUUCAUUAUGGCAGUUCAAAGUUACAAUUACUAGUAUUAUUAUAUUA